This is a messenger RNA of Ceratosolen solmsi marchali, 2455 nucleotides long. RefSeq names its product Centrosomal protein 135kDa. Bases 1 to 2424 code for a protein of 807 amino acids. Lineage: Eukaryota; Metazoa; Arthropoda; Insecta; Hymenoptera; Agaonidae. The record is from RefSeq and is a predicted model, not a curated record. The transcript is spliced from 12 exons.
AUGAGUAACGACUGUAAUAAUUAUAGUAUCGCAGGACGAUACCGUACAGUAAGAAAAAAUUUAGAUGCUUUAGGAUACAAACAAGCGCUUUCGCUUGAUUCUCUUCCUUUAAUUGAACUUUUAUUGGUUGAUCUUGCUCAAGCUAAGGAAACUUUGAAGCAUUUUCAAUCUAUUGCUAAAGAUAAUCUUGAGGCAUGUAGUCAGCUGCAGUUAGUAGUAGAUCCAUAUAAGUGUGACAAUGCAAAAUUAGUUCAAGAAUGCAAUCAGAUUCAUCAAGAAUUAAUAGAAGCUAAUGAAACAAGUCAGAAGCAAAAUAAUGAUUAUAAAAAGAGAAUUAGAAAAUUAGAAAGUGAACUCAGUGAUCAACAGUUAAGCUUUUCUAAAAAUUUACAACGAAUAAAACAAUUAGAAAUAGAAUCUUCAAAUAAAUCAAAAAAGAUUUUAGAGUUGCAAGGGAAAUGUUGCAAACCAAUAGUAAACAAUAUAAAUCUUGCAACUAAAAAACGUUCUUGUUACCCUUUGAGAAGGCCGAUAUUAGAAGCAGAAUCUUUUCCAAAAUCCAUAAGUACAUCAACAACAAAUUUUAGCUCAAAAAGUGUUGAACCAUGUGUAAUUGAUUUUGUAAGUAUGGCGGAUCAUAGGAUCAGUUGCUUAAGCAAUGAAAUAACAAAACUGAAAGAAGAAUUAUUUAUAAACAAUGAACACAUAGAAUCAUUAAAAUUACAGUUGAACACAAAAAAUAAAGAAGUAUCACGCCUAAAAAAGAUGCUGGAAGGUGGAAGACCCUGUGCUUCUAUAAAUAAAGACCAUUGCUGUGUAAGGCCAGAAUUAUUGAACGAAUAUAAACGUAAUGCAAAUUGCGAUGAUUUUCUAAAUGUGCAACAAAGUAAAUUAAAUAUGGAGCAGCAACUGAAAGAGGCUUUAAAUAAGCAGCAUGAUGCUAUGGCUCAAGCUAUGAAAUUAGCAGAGCGAAAUAAAGAGUUAGAAAAUGAAUUGAAAAGUGUUGAUCGAAUGACCCUUGCAGUAGAAGCUGAUUGCAAUUCUACCGUGAAAGAAAAUAAUAAAAGAGUUUUUAGGCUUCAGGAAAAAUUGGAAGAUCUUAUGACACAAGUCCAUGUACUUGAGAAUGAAUUAAUUAUCCAACGUCGUGAAGCACAAGAAUUGAGGGCUGAUUUAGAAGCUUCACGAUUAGAAAAAUCAAAUAUUCAACGUGUUUUAGAAUCAACUCUUGAAGAGAAAAAGCAGAUGAUGAAUAGAAUUAAUACUUUAACUGUAAUGGCAUCAAAUAGUCCAGAUAAAAUUGCAAUUCAAGAAAAAAGAAGCGAUUUACGAAAAACUAGUGCUUCAAAGAAAUGUUCUUGUCAAAAAGAUGUAAUUGACGAGGCACCUCAGUGUAAUAUAGAUAAACUUAUUCAUGACAAGGAUGUGAUAAUUGAAUCGUUGCAAAAUACAAUAGAAAGGAUAGAAAAUGAACGCGAACAUUAUAAAAGUGAAUAUAUCAAAAUUAAAGAUCAGUGUAAAAAAGAUACGGAAAAAGAUAAUGAAAAUAUGUGGUCACAAAUUUGUGAAUUACGUGUACAAAUAAGUGAAAAGGAUCAUACCAUAUCAAAACUUUUGCGAGAGAAAAAAGAAUUAUGCCAAGAGAAAUUUAAUUUAGAAAAUAAACUUCACAAUUACCAAAAUAAACAAGAAAGAUCUAGUUCACCAUGUAAUUAUUGUCGAAGUAGCUUAUCCUCUUUAAGCGAACGAAAAAGUAUUGGUACAAGUAAUAAAACAGAACGCGUGGAACGAGAAAGAGACGUUGCGUUUGCCGACGCUGCAAGACUAAUUGAAGAAAGAGAUGCUCUUCGAGAAAGACUUAAGUUGGCAACGGAAGCGCAUGCGACCGAGCAGCGACGUCUCAGGGAGAACCUCGACGACACUCAGUCGCGCCUUGCGCAAAUCGAGCAGAAAUGGAGGGAACUUUUGCUUGUUCAGGGAACCCGGCGGGCGACUAUCAAUGGCCUCGACGAUCAGCUCAACGACCUGAAGGAGGAUCUGCGCAGGACCAAGCAGGAACUCACCGAGCAACGAACUCAAUACUUCCAGUUGAGAACUUUGCAAGAUCAAACGGAUCAAGCUCUCGGUGACGUGCAAGGUCAACUUGCUCAGUCCGAGAAUGAGUUGUCUGGAGCGUUGGACAGAUACAAGAAUCUGGAGCGCCAGCAAUUGCAAUUUGAUAAUCAAAUUAAGGAGCUCAGGCAAGAAAUCAAUACCCAUCGUUCUAAAGUAGCCCAAUUGGAUCACGAGAAGGAUCAAUUAUUGAUGGAUUUGGAUGAGAAAACUGAGAAAAUAGCAGCUCUGGAAAGGGAAUUAGAUUUCAAAGAACAGCAGGCAAAUGGCAUGGAACAACAAUUACGAGAUCUAUCGUGCACAAAAGAGUAAGUUUUGCUUGGACAUUUAGUUUAUUUAUAAU